GGUUGCGGGACGUGGACCCGCACGGACGGUAGCUCGUUGAACCCAAGUUCGGUCUGUUCAAGUCUUCAGUUUGUUCUUUGGGUCGUGUUUUGUUUAAAGAGCGGGAAAACGGCAGCUUCGAGCGAAUUAAGUGAGAAGGUUUCCGCCAUGAUGGAUGUGGAGUGAAAGAGACAUGUUGGAUAAAAGAUCCGUGGAGCUUCACGUGGAGGAGAUCGGAGGGAAACACGAGAAGGAACCGUUCAGCAGUCGGUACCGCUGCGGUCCUCUGCUCGGCAGCGGCGGGUUCGGUUCGGUGUUUUCGGGUCAGAGGUUGUCGGAUGGAUUACAGGUUGCCGUCAAGCAGAUCUGCAGUGACAGAGUCCAGCACUGGACCCGACUGCCCGGCGUGCUCCGACCCGUUCCCAUGGAGAUCGCUCUGCUUCAGCGUCUGUCAGAGGUCGGAGGUCACAGCAGCGUCAUUCGGAUGCUGGACUGGUUUGAGGUGGAGGGGCGGGGCUUCCUGCUGGUGAUGGAGCGGCCGCCGCAGAGCCAGGACCUGUUUGACUUCAUCACAGAGCGAGGAGCGCUCCCUGAACGCCUCGCGCUCAGGUUCUUCCGACAGAUCGUGGAGGCGCUGCAGUUCGUCCACGCGCACGGCGUCGUGCACAGAGACAUUAAAGACGAGAACAUUGUGGUGGACACGAGGACUCUGGAGGUGAAGAUCAUCGACUUUGGGUCGGGAGCGCCGCUCAAAGAGUCGGCUUACGGCGAGUUCGAAGGUACACGAGUCUACAGUCCUCCGGAGUGGGUCCAGACCCGGUCCUACCACGCCGUCCCGCUCAGCGUCUGGUCCCUCGGCGUCCUGCUCUUCGACUUGGUCUGCGGAGACAUCCCCUUCGAGCAUGACCAGGAGAUCAUCGAGGCCACGCCCACCUUCACCAGGCGCGUCUCUAAAGAAUGCCAGGCCUUGAUUCGCUGGUGUCUGUCCUACCGGCCGGAGGACCGCCCCUCCCUGGAGGACAUCUUGUCUCACCCCUGGAUGGAGGGAGGGGAGGAGGAGGAGGAGGAGCCAAGCUCACUGCCCAGUGUGUCGCUGUGAGGAUGUGAACUGGAUCAGAGCCAAA
This is a messenger RNA of Nematolebias whitei (Rio pearlfish), 1103 nucleotides long. It is a transcript of the gene pim2, whose product is annotated as Pim-2 proto-oncogene, serine/threonine kinase. The coding region runs from base 155 to 1078 and encodes 307 amino acids. The transcript has 7 exons. Gene Ontology annotation, biological process: negative regulation of apoptotic process; protein autophosphorylation; regulation of mitotic cell cycle. NCBI's taxonomy places the organism in Eukaryota, Metazoa, Chordata, Actinopteri, Cyprinodontiformes, Rivulidae. Gene Ontology annotation, molecular function: ATP binding; protein serine/threonine kinase activity. Gene Ontology annotation, cellular component: cytoplasm. The record is from RefSeq and is a predicted model, not a curated record.